Molecule: messenger RNA, 2234 nt
Organism: Xylaria bambusicola
Lineage: Eukaryota; Fungi; Ascomycota; Sordariomycetes; Xylariales; Xylariaceae
Exons: 1
Coding region: 118-2217 (699 amino acids)
Biological process (GO): rRNA processing
Cellular component (GO): nucleus
Molecular function (GO): RNA binding
Source: RefSeq, a predicted model, not a curated record
CCCCAAUUGUCGUUUUGUAUGCGCUAUCUCUCUCUGCCUUCCUAUCGGUACAUCUCAAAGAGACUAUAGAGCCCAUUUAUGUGCUCUUUUUAAGCCUCGAGAGGACAAAAUAUCACAAUGGCUAAAGGCCAGAAAAAAACUACUGCUGCGUCGUCCGCCGCAAAGCAGGAUUCUCGCUUCGCCAGCUUCGAAACGAACCCUCGAUACCGUCUUCCGUCUAAAGGGCGCGUCAAAACCAAGAUCGACAAACGAUUUCAACGAGUCUUCGAGGAUGAAGAUUUCACAGCCACCGCAAAGUUAGACAGAUACGGCCGAAAACUCAAGUCCGACAACAAGAAGAAGGCUUUACGGGACAUAUACGAACCCGAGGAGCCCGAGGUUGAAGACGACGCCGUCAUACAGAGAGAGCUCGAAAAAGCUGACGAGAACUACGAUCCAGCCCGGGGUGGUGGUUUUUCUUCUUCAGAAAGCGAGUCAGAGUCCGAAGAUGACGACGAUGAGGAAGAGGGAGAUGAGGAGGAGGGAAUCGCUGGGGAGUCAAAGUCAGCUAGCAUGCAACGAAUACGCGACGAGCAGGCCGAUAUCGAACAGGGUGAAAUUACAAAAAGAUUUGCUGUUGUCAACCUAGACUGGGACAACAUCAAGGCUGUUGAUCUGAUGGCGCUAUUCUCCUCUUUUGCGCCUCCGGGGGGUCAGGUCGAAAAAGUCUCGAUUUAUCCAUCUGAGUUCGGUAAAGAGCGCAUGCAGCGUGAAGAAAUCGAGGGACCCCCUAAGGAGAUCUUUAAAAAGGCUGCCCAAGACGAGGACGACUCCAAUGAUGACCUAGAUAGUAGUGACGACAGUGAAGAUGAAGACGAGGAGAUAAAAAAAGACUUGUUGCAGGAAGGAGAUGAUCAAGACUUCGAUAAUGACGCCCUUAGAUCCUAUCAACUCGAUCGCUUGCGUUAUUACUACGCAGUCGUCAUCUGUUCUGACACUUCCACCGCCGAAAAGAUAUACAACGAUUGCGAUGGCUCAGAAUAUCUCGCAUCAUCGAACUUUGUGGACCUACGCUUCAUUCCAGAUGAUGUUACGUUUGAAGACCAGGCACGAGACGAAUGCGACUCUACCUUACCCAAUUACGAACCCACCGAAUUCGUUACCGACGCCCUUCAGCAUUCACGCGUGAAGCUAACUUGGGAUGUAGCUCCUGAUGAGGCUGCGCGGCGCGAAAACAUCAGGAAAGCAUUUAGCGGCAGUAGAGCUGAGCUAGAAGAAAAUGAUUUCCGAGCCUAUCUUGCAAGUGAUAGCGAUGGGGAGGAUGGUAUCGAAGAUGACAUUGUCGAGCCAGAGCAACCUGUUGUCGAAGAUGAGCCCAAGUUAAGCAAAAAAGAGCUGAAAGCAAGAAAACUCAGAGAGGCCCUUGGGCUGAGCUCUGAGCCAAUGACGAAACUGUCCGCGAAUAUUGGACCUGUUGGGGACAUGCAAGUCACCUUUACGCCGGCGUUGAUGGGCGACGAGAAGAAGAAGGAGCCAGAAGCGGAAGAGACGACUGUUGAGAAAUACAUUCGCAAGGAGCGUGAACGAAAGGCUCGUAAGAAGGAGAAGGUACUCUCCAAAAGAAACGGGAGUGAAGCAGAAACUCAGGAUGAGCCUGCUGAGCCAGAAGAAGAUCUCGGAUUUGAUGAUCCAUUCUUCACAACUGAUGAACCCGCGAAGAUAUCCAAAUCAGCGGAGAGAAAAGAAGAGAGACGGAGAAGACGCGAGGAGAAGGAAGCUACCGCAGCUGAAAACGCUGCUCAAAAGGCGCAUUUGGAGAAGAUCAUGGCAGAUGAUGCUAAGGAUCAAGCCGAUCAUCUUGAUCAUUUCAAUAUGGACGAAAUAACACGGGCCGAGAAGAAGAAAUCAAAGAAGGGUAAGAAGGGAAAGAAUAAAGUUGAGGAUCAUGGAGGUCUACAAGAAGGCUUCGACAUGGAUGUCAACGACAGUCGAUUCAAGGCCGUAUUUGAGAGCCAUGAGUUCGCAAUUGACCCUUCAAAUCCUAAAUUCAAGUCAACUCCUGGUAUGAAGAAACUACUUGAAGAAGGCCGGAAAAAGAGGAAAAACAAAGGGGACGAUUAUGAAGCACCCUAUGAAGUGAACGGCAAAGCCAAGAAACAGAAGACCAAGGCUACCGACGACGAUAUAAGCAGUCUUGUUGAGUCCAUAAGAAAAAAGGCACAGGCUAAGAAUCGAUAGUUCAAUAGAUAUCUAUA